AUGCCGAACCAAACUCUAAGUUACGCCGCACGUGAUGACCCGACCCAGCAGCGGCCAGUGACCCGAAACCUUGCGGAAUCGUUCUGUAUUGCCAGCCCUCGUGGGCUACUAGCAGUAUUACAUGCAUACAAUCCACGGGCACCAGCGUCAUUAGCACAAACGCCAGGCCCCUUUGCCGCCAACUACGGCAAGCGCGCCGUCUUUCAAAAAGGACCCAUCAAGUUUAUAUUACGCGCGCGGAAAAAAACAGUCGUUAGUCCAAACACCAAAAAAGCCAUAUGCCGUGACCACGCCUUACUACUCUAA
This is a messenger RNA of Bipolaris victoriae FI3, 306 nucleotides long. RefSeq lists its product as hypothetical. The record is from RefSeq and is a predicted model, not a curated record. The coding region runs from base 1 to 306 and encodes 101 amino acids. Lineage: Eukaryota; Fungi; Ascomycota; Dothideomycetes; Pleosporales; Pleosporaceae. The transcript has a single exon.